AUGACUCGGGCGAAAUGCAAGGAUGGCAUCAAGAAUAUCUUGAAGUUGAGUUCUUGCGGCAUCGUUCCACCCGCGUUGUAUGUAUCUGGUGCGGCUGGUUGUGGCAAGACGCACAUGCUGAAGCAGAUCAUUGCGGAAAGACGGAUGGAGGAGCCAGUCGAUGUGGUUUUUAUUAAAUCGAAUGAAAUCUAUUCUUCGCGGCUCUUUUACGAAGCCAUUGUUAAUGGUGUUCAUGAGGCGACCGGAAGUGACACAAAACUACCGGUCAUUGGCGACAAUCCAAGCUCAAUGUUCUACGUUGUUGGAGAACUGUUGGCGGCACAUGAGCGUCCAGUUUUCGUCGUGAUCGAGCGGGCAGACUUGUUCAUCAAGAAUCUGCCAGAAGCAGCGACAUCCCUCGCUCAACAUGAAAAGUUUAUACCAGACAAUCGCUUGUGCGUCAUUUUCGAGUCUCGAGUUGCCUUUCACUCCGUCAUCUAUCCAAAAUCGGCAGUGUCGCCAGUGAUCUUUCCCCUCCCGGAGUACAGCUCUCAAGAAGUUGAAGCUAUUCUGCGCAAAGAGAAGCCCGCUGACAUGUCCGACGUGCUCUUUCACAAUUUCAUUCAAGCGAUUAUGGGUUAUUUCUACUUAUCGACGCACGAUUUGCGUUUGCUCAAGUACGUGGUGCAAGAGCAGCUGCCAGUGUAUGCAAAGCCCGUGCUAGAUGGAGAUGUAAGCGAGAACUCGGCGAUCUUGCUGUGGCGGAAAAUUGAGCCGACAUUCAGAGCGGCAAGAGCAAGUUUGUUCUUGAAGUCGAGUCAAGAGGAAGACAAUCAUGUAAUUGACUUGCCUUACUUCUCCAAACACUUGUUGAUCGCUUCCUACCUUGCUUCAUUCAAUCCUCCGAAAACGGACAAAAGAUACUUCCUCAAGAACGCUGGCAAGAUUAAAAAGAAACGAACUUUUCGAGGGCCUGAAGUGAAACAGCGACUGAUCGGGCCUCUCCAGUUUUCUAUGGACCGGCUUAUUGCCAUUUUUGAAUCGAUUACAGAAUCUGAGGACCGCAGUAUUUCGAUUUUAUCACAACUCAGAACUCUCGUUAAGCUCAAGCUUAUCACAAUUGCUUCGAGCGACACACAAGUUCUUCAACCAAAGAUGAAAUGCAAUUGCUCCGAAGACUUCAUGCGCAAAAUUGCCCACUCUGUCCGCUUCGAGUUGGACUCGUAUCUUUUCGACAAUGUCUAG
Oikopleura dioica is the source of this 1224-nucleotide messenger RNA. The record is from the annotation of a GenBank genome assembly. Lineage: Eukaryota; Metazoa; Chordata; Appendicularia; Copelata; Oikopleuridae.